Dacryopinax primogenitus is the source of this 291-nucleotide messenger RNA. RefSeq lists its product as uncharacterized. NCBI's taxonomy places the organism in Eukaryota, Fungi, Basidiomycota, Dacrymycetes, Dacrymycetales, Dacrymycetaceae. The record is from RefSeq and is a predicted model, not a curated record. The transcript is spliced from 2 exons. Bases 1 to 291 code for a protein of 96 amino acids.
AUGCUUGCCCUUCUAGAAAACCUCGUCGGUGCUUUUCUUACAGUAUGCACUUCGCCGAUUCUAUCCCUGGACGAAAAAAGCAAGCAGUCACUUGAACUUGACCAGAAGGUCAAGCUGUCAUCUCCCGAGGCUGAGCAGAAAAGGGAAACGCUCUCCGAUGGAUGGGGCGAUGGGGAGGAGAGCCGAACCCCAAGGAUUGGCAUGCUGAGCUUGACAGAGUGGGACUGGACAGAUGUGCCGCCUUCGGAGCUGAUACUGGAAAACCGUUAUUUCUUGAUGUUAGAGCGAUAG